AUGGAAGAGGAUGCGUUACCCACAAGAUGGGAAAUAGAACUUGAGUUUGUGCAAUCAUUGGCAAACAUUCAAUAUUUGAAUCAUCUUGCACAAAAUAACUAUUUACAAGAUCCGCAAUUUUUAAAAUAUUUAGAGUAUUUAAACUAUUGGAGAGAACCUCAAUUUGCCAAACAUUUAGUAUAUCCAAAUUGUUUACAUGUGCUAACAUUGUUACAGAAUGAAGAUUUCAGAAAGAAUAUCAUCAGCCCUGAGUUCAUGAGCACGGUUAUGAAUGAUAUGGUGAGAAGAUGGCAGGAUACAGAAAAUGUUAUUGAUACAAGUCCUACUGAACCUGCCAUAAAGGAUAAUUUACCAUCUGUUAAUUCAUCUUAA
[Candida] anglica is the source of this 372-nucleotide messenger RNA. The record is from the annotation of a GenBank genome assembly. NCBI's taxonomy places the organism in Eukaryota, Fungi, Ascomycota, Pichiomycetes, Serinales, Debaryomycetaceae.